UCAUAUUCUUGAAAUGUCAAUUGGCAUGGAAGUUGUGUAUCUAGUUAUACUAUCUCUGUUUCUUGGAUCAACCAAUAUUGUGAAAGCUGCUGCUGCUCUACCAUGUAAUGACUACAGAUGCAAAACUGGAUCAUGCAACAGCACUGGCCACUGUAUUUGCAAUCUUCCAGACCCUUCCACCAUUUUAGAUGGUGAUCGACCUUUCCAAGGGGGGAGGUUUUGUGAUGAGGAAAUGACAAUGUGUGAUGGGACUAACUCAUUUUGGUGUGGAAAUGGAGGGACUUGUGAGGAGAUAGUGCAGGGUGAGAGUUAUAAAUGCCAGUGCCAAACAGGACAUAGUGGAGAGCACUGUGAGCUUACAGGGGCACCAUGUGGUGACAUUUUCUGUUUUCAUGGAGGUGCAUGUUUGGUUGAGAAUGAUGUCUGUGAGUGUCCCACUGAUUGGAAAGGAAGCAUUAAUUGCUCUCUCCUAACCACAACCCAAACAGAUUCUACAACAAAUUCAAUUGGGUUGCACCAAGAAGAAAGCAACGGUGAUGUAAAUUGGUUCACGGUGGUCGUGGCCGUGUUGUGCUCAGUAGGUGCAGUUGCAGCAGGUGCCAUGAUAUGCUUCAAGAAAUUCUUCAGCAACAAAUAUACUUCAGUUCCCAAAUUCCAACAGUUGUCACAAAUACAGAGUCAUGGUAUCUUGGAUGACAAUGAUGAGGAUGACAAUGGUGUAGAUGCUCAUAAUUCAAUUCACAACGAUCAUUCACCCCUUUAAAAAUGUUCUACUUUUCCCAGUAUAUUUGUAUCAAAUGGUAACCUUUAGUAUCUUAAAUUAAUAACCUGCCUAUUGCGAAUGCUUACAGUUUACCCUUUUUUUUCUUUUUUAAUUUACUUAAAACAUUUAACAUGUUUAUAUUUAUUUGUUUUUAACAAAAAUAAGACACCUCUGGUAUUAUUUGGUAUGCACAUUUUUGAAAAGUGAUGAGAGUGGCUGGAGGUGAUUACUAACAAAAGAGUGAUGAUCGUAAGUGGUUACCAAUGGCUAGAGAGGGCAGACAAAGGUGCUGGUUGGCAACUAUAGAUGGUGGUCUAAGGUAGUCUCUGACGGGAGUUGAUAGUUGAAAGUGAUUGCCAGUCAUAAAGGGUGCGGUUGGCAACAACUAAGGUCCCGUUUGUUUUGGAAAAUAGAAUGAAAAUGAUUGAUAGUGAGAAAAUUAAUAGUGAAGGGAUUGUUAGUGAGGGGAUUGAUAGUGAGAAAUUGUUAAAUUAUUUUUAUAUAAAAUAAUAAAACAAAUAAAAAAAUAUAAAAAAAUAAACAUUAUAUUUAAAAAAAAAUUCCCAAUAUAUAAAAAAUAAAAAAAAUAAAAAAAUUUCUAAUCCCCUCACUAUUUUUCUAAUACCAUCUCUACCCCUUCCUUCCCAAUCCCCCUUCCUCCUCCUUACUAAUACCAAGGGAUUACUAAUCCAUUCCCUAUCUCUUAAAACAAACACUCUAUUCUCAAUCCCCCUCCUCACUAUCAAACCCAAUUCCCUCCUCAUAACCCCAAACAAACGGGGCCUAAAAGUCGUUAUCAACAAGAGGUGGCAGUCUGAAGAUGGGUUGUUGGCCACAAGUGGUGGUUGGAGGAGGUCAUCACUAAGAGUGGCCGAAGGUUGGGGUGGCCAGAGGUGGUGAUGAGCGGUAGAUGGUGUCCAAAAAUGGUAGAAGAGGGAAAAAGGAAUAAAAAAACCAAUUAUUUUUUUUUAUACAAAAAAAAUUGUAAAUUAUUUUUAAUUUUAAAAAAAUGAAAAUAAACAUCAAAUAAGUUUUGUUCACAGUCCAUAACAUUUUUAUAAAUAUAAACAAAAAAUUGUAAAUUUUACCAAACAAGCCCCCAACCAUACGACAAUUUUGUUGAGAUGGGAAAUCGAACUGUGCUGAAGUCAAAAAUAUCUCAAAUCCCAA
Molecule: messenger RNA, 1933 nt
Organism: Camellia sinensis
Lineage: Eukaryota; Viridiplantae; Streptophyta; Magnoliopsida; Ericales; Theaceae
Source: RefSeq, a predicted model, not a curated record